AUGGCGGCAGAAGCUGAACGAAGGCGAGAGAGGGAGCGCUUGGCUGUACUAGAAGAGAAACGACAGGCCGAUGCGAACGAAGAAAGGCGUCGCUUCGACAUGCUGGAAGCAAAAAGCAGGCAGACGCCAGAGAUGAAAGGCGCAGAUUGGCGGGAAUUCUCGGACCAGCAGAAUCGGGCACGGCGGGCAAGGGCCGAAGAGGAUAAACACAUAGAGCGUAAGAACGACAUAGAAGCGGCAGCGAUGGAGAGAAAAGCCAAAAUUACAACUGGAGUGUUAAGGGAGAAGAAGAGAAUGAUCGAUGGUGUGAACGAGAUGGUGCAGCAAGCCCAAAUCUCAGGUGUUGGGGGCCAGGCGGCUGGGAGGAUAUUGGAGGUAAUUGGGGAGGGUGGGCGAUGCCUUGAGUGA
Molecule: messenger RNA, 408 nt
Organism: Letharia columbiana
Lineage: Eukaryota; Fungi; Ascomycota; Lecanoromycetes; Lecanorales; Parmeliaceae
Exons: 2
Coding region: 1-408 (135 amino acids)
Source: RefSeq, a predicted model, not a curated record